Messenger RNA from Mobula hypostoma (lesser devil ray), 1290 nucleotides. RefSeq names its product mitochondrial ribosomal protein L10 (gene mrpl10). The record is from RefSeq and is a predicted model, not a curated record. NCBI's taxonomy places the organism in Eukaryota, Metazoa, Chordata, Chondrichthyes, Myliobatiformes, Myliobatidae. The coding region runs from base 76 to 855 and encodes 259 amino acids. Gene Ontology annotation, biological process: translation. Gene Ontology annotation, molecular function: structural constituent of ribosome. Gene Ontology annotation, cellular component: mitochondrial large ribosomal subunit. The transcript has 5 exons.
AGAAGCUCUCCAAUUAGCCGCUGGUACUGCAAUCUGACGAAUCACGGGCGGGUUUGUUGCGGCGUCCCGGCAAAUAUGGCAGCAGUUGGUGGGCGAUUGCUGAAUAGUAGAGGGUGGCUUCCUUUCCAACUUAUUGUGCGCCAUGGGUCUAAAGCAGUUACACGACACCGCAAGCCCAUGCACAUACUGCGCCAGAAGCUGUUGGCUGUCACAGAAUAUAUCCCACUAAAGCCUGCUAUCCCAGAAAGGUGCAUUAAACCCAAGCGGCAGGAGGUUCAAGAGCCAUCUGCCUUAGAGAAACUGAUACGGCGUGAUGUUGAAAAAGCAUUCAGCGAGAAUAAAAUGAUUGCAGUUUUUCAGAACAACUCCAUUAAUUCUGAGGAACUAAAGCUACUUCGACAUCGAAUGCUAAAACAUGAUAUUCGCAUGAAGUUUUUCCCUAAUAGGGUCCUGCAAUCAUAUGUAACAGAGACCAAGUAUGAGAACCUGCUGCCUUUGUUUAUUGGACGCAAUAUCAUUGCUGUGAGUAAGGAGCCCAAAACAAAAGAGCUACUCCGUAUUGUGCGCAACACACCUCAGAUCACCUUACUAGGUGCCUGUAUUGAAGAUGCCCUCUUUAGCAAGCAGGGAGUUGUUAAAUAUUCCACGCUCCCAGGACUGCAGGUCAUCCGUGGGGAGGUUGUAAGUGGGCUGACUCAGAUGACAUCGCAGACAUAUCAGCUCCUGAACAAUGGUCCCGUGCUCCUCACGACUUUGCUGGGGCAAUACUUGAAACAACAGAAUGAAGCUGCUACUGGACAGAAAAAUUCAGUAAAGGAGGAGCCCAAGGAAACCGAGAGAAUCCAAGGAUCUUAGUUCCCCCUGAACAUAUGGACUAAAAUCAAAGUUUGGAUCUGCAAGUUGUCAUACUGAAAAUGAAUACGAACUAUUAGUUACUAACUUUGAUCUGCAUUUCAUUUUGUAUGGUUAAAACAUAGACUGAAGCAGAAAUAAAUACAUGUUUGUUUCUGCCCAGAGGUGUAAAGGACUACUGGCAGGUGCAACUGUCUUGUGGCUCCCAUCUUCUUCUCCUAAAAUACAGUUUUUACUUUCUAUUUCACCGUAAACGGCAUGAUUUUAAGCAAAAUUACAAAUAAAACGUAUUUAAAACUAUUUAAAACUAAGUGUGAGUUUUAUCUUCCAUCUGUAUAUAAGACCAUAAGAUACGGGCGUAGAAUUAGGCUAUUUGACCGAUUGAGUCUUCUCCCCUAUUCCAUCAUGGCUGAUUUAUUAACCUUCUCAAUCUAAUUU